GAAAUUCCACUCGUCAUCUAUCACGCAGAAAAAUGGCGUCCGUGAAGGAAAAAACGGCUAAGCGAUCGCCAUCUAAAACUGAUACUACGGGAGAAAAUACGAGUACUCCGACUGUGAUAAACACAUUUGCCAACGAUGGUAGCUUUCUAGAACUUUUUAAGAAACGAAUGGAAGCAGAGUCUCAAAAACUGCAGUCGAAAUCUGAAAGUACGGUUGGGCAAAGUACAAGUUGUGAAAAGAAAGAUGAAAAGACAGUGGACAAAGAAUCGUGCACAAAGAGAGAUAACGAUGGAAAAGCUCCUGGGCCUUCGCUUCCAUUAACACAGCAGGGUAAGAGGCAAUUUACUGUUGGAAAGAUGGGUGGUGCUUCACGGCAGAUCCAUGCAAAGAAAAUGAAGAAGGACAAAGAAGCAGCUGAAGCAGUGAAAAAGGCUCAGGAAGAGGAAGAAAGCAAAUCUUCAGCAUGGAAAGCUUACAUGGAGGAAGUUAAAAAAUAUAAAGAGAUGAGUUGUUCAGAUGAUAGUGACAGAGUAACACCUCUUGUGAAAUGACCCAUGUCUAAAGAUUCUCUGCAUUGUAAAAUUUAGGAUAACAUAAUUAAAUCUUUUCAAAAUUAUCAAACUAUCAAAUUCAAAAAGUCACUUUAUUUCAUCCUUUUGUAACCUAAAAAUGAACUCUUCUAAGCAGUUUGUCAUGUCUUGAUCCCAAACCCUCAGGGAGAGAAACAAAGAGCCAGCUAUUGAAAUUAUCCCAUCUUAGGUUUUAGGCUGUGGGUAGACGAUUUAAACUAUGGUGUACAAAGUGUUAAAAUGUAGUAUUUUGGUUAGGUUAUGAAUAGGUUUCAGCUAGUGUACUUGUGGUAUGAAAUGUGGAUACAACACAGCUUGGGUAUUGAGGCAGGGGAACUGAAUAUGCAGUGUAGGAUGGAUCUAUGAUUUGCUCUUUUUCGCCAAUUUUUUCUUGUUUCUCAUGCAUCAUUUAAUCUGAAUGGGAGCCAGGUUAUUAAUUACACUCUGAUGUAAGUUUAGUUUGACUUUCCACAGAGUGGAUACAUACAGUGUAUGGGCCUUUUAUUUUGUCAAAGUUACAGGAAAUGAACUCUACAUACUUCUUAAGGGCAAUUAUCUUUUUAUCCCCUAGCAUAAGUCUUCAAAAUUGUGUUUUACUUCUGAUAAGUUUAGACCCUAAACUUUUGCAAAUGUUCAAGAAUUAGGUACUUAAUCUAUUGAAAUCUUUCUCAAGUUAAAUUUCUUUUGUAAUUGCUUCCAGAAGGAAAAUAUUGGAAGGCUAGAUUGCCAGGUUGCAGCUUACAUCACUCAUGCUUUCACAAUCUGGAGCUCAGUUUUGAUGCUUAAUUAUUGCAUUACAUUCAUUGCUCCCAUAGAGAUCACUUUCAUUUUUUGGGGGAUUGUAUAUGGUCUGUCAUGUUAUGUGAUUGCUUGCUUAAUCACAUUACAUGAUUGAUUGUUAUUGCCUGGUCAAACUAUUAACCACAUUUUUGUUUACUGUAAGAAGAAACACUUUGAUAUUUAGAUGUAUUUGCAUAUUAAACACAGUAGCAGUAGUAGUUCUGUAAGGUAUUUCAAUAUUUAAAAUUCAGGGUCUUGUAAAAUGUACACAGUGUCUGAGCUUUUCCAAUGUUUGGAAAUAAACUGCUUAGCAUUUCUGUUUA
Molecule: messenger RNA, 1672 nt
Organism: Pocillopora damicornis (cauliflower coral)
Lineage: Eukaryota; Metazoa; Cnidaria; Anthozoa; Scleractinia; Pocilloporidae
Product: telomerase RNA component-interacting RNase
Molecular function (GO): 5'-3' exonuclease activity; 3'-5' exonuclease activity
Source: RefSeq, a predicted model, not a curated record